This is a messenger RNA of Echinops telfairi (small Madagascar hedgehog), 4897 nucleotides long. RefSeq names its product multiple EGF like domains 10 (gene MEGF10). Gene Ontology annotation, molecular function: protein binding. The transcript has 25 exons. Gene Ontology annotation, cellular component: membrane. The coding region runs from base 164 to 3625 and encodes 1153 amino acids. The record is from RefSeq and is a predicted model, not a curated record. NCBI's taxonomy places the organism in Eukaryota, Metazoa, Chordata, Mammalia, Afrosoricida, Tenrecidae.
GUGCAGACCUGCCUCCCUUCGUGAGGCUCCACCUCAGAGCUUAACCCGAGACUCGCCUCUGGGACACUGCUCGCAGGAGAACCGCGCAUUUGGACCAGAUUUCGUUUCUGCGCUGGCCUUGGGCGAAGACCAGGGACCAUAGGCUGUGCUGCGAAACCUCAAGAUGGCACGUACUGGGUUCUUCUUCAGGGAAAACAACAUGGUUAUUUCUUCGAACUCAUGCCUGGGCUUUAUCUGUUUAUUGCUAUGCCACUGGAUUGGGACUGCCUUCCCUCUGAAUCUGGAAGACCCUAAUGUGUGCAGCCACUGGGAAAGCUACUCAGUGACUGUGCAGGAGUCAUAUCCACAUCCCUUCGACCAAAUUUACUACACCAGCUGCACCGACAUUCUCAACUGGUUUAAAUGCACACGGCACAGAGUCAGUUAUCGAACAGCUUAUCGACACGGGGAAAAAACGAUGUAUCGACGCAAAUCCCAGUGCUGUCCCGGAUUUUAUGAAAGCAGGGAGAUGUGUGUCCCCCACUGCACUGAUAAAUGUGUCCAUGGUCGCUGUAUUGCUCCAAACACCUGUCAGUGUGAGCCUGGCUGGGGGGGAACCAACUGCUCCAGUGCCUGUGAUGGGGAUCACUGGGGACCACACUGCAGCAGCCGAUGCCAGUGCAAAAACAGGGCUCUGUGCAACCCCAUCACUGGGGCUUGCCACUGCGUGGCAGGCUUUCGGGGCUGGCGCUGCGAGGACCGCUGUGAGCAGGGCACCUACGGUAAUGACUGUCACCAGAGAUGCCAGUGCCAGAAUGGAGCCACCUGCGACCACAUCACAGGAGAAUGCCGCUGCCCACCAGGCUACACCGGAGCCUUCUGCGAGGAUCUUUGUCCUCCUGGCAAGCAUGGUCCACAGUGUGAGCAGCGAUGCCCUUGCCAAAAUGGAGGAGUGUGUCAUCAUGUCACCGGCGAAUGCUCUUGCCCUUCCGGCUGGAUGGGCACAGUGUGUGGUCAGCCUUGCCCUGAGGGUCGCUUUGGAAAGAACUGUUCCCAAGAAUGCCAGUGCCAUAAUGGAGGGACGUGUGAAGCUGCCACAGGCCAAUGUCACUGCAGUCCAGGACACACAGGGGGACGAUGCCAGGACCAGUGCCCAGUUGGGACAUAUGGGGUUCGCUGCACCGAGACCUGCCAGUGCAUCAAUGGUGGAAAGUGUUACCACGUGAGUGGGGCAUGCCUCUGUGAAGCAGGCUUUGCCGGCGAGCGCUGCGAGGCACGCCUGUGUGCAGAGGGGCUCUAUGGCAUCAAGUGUGACAAGCAGUGCCCUUGCCACCCAGACUUCACUCAUAGCUGUCACCCCAUGUCUGGAGAGUGCGCCUGCAAGCCAGGCUGGUCUGGACUCUACUGUAAUGAGACAUGCUCUCCUGGAUUCUAUGGGGACUCUUGCCAACAGAUCUGCAGCUGCCAGAAUGGAGCUGACUGUGACAGUGUGACCGGGAAGUGCACCUGUGCCCCCGGAUUCAAAGGGAGUGACUGCUCCACGCCAUGCCCUCUGGGAACCUAUGGGAUCAAUUGCUCCUCCCGCUGUGGUUGUAACAACGAUGCUGUCUGUUCCCCUGUGGAUGGUUCUUGCACUUGCAAGGCAGGCUGGCAUGGCGUAGACUGCUCCAUCCGCUGCCCCAGUGGCACCUGGGGUUUGGGCUGUAACCUAACAUGCCAGUGCCUCAACGGGGGAGCCUGCAACACCCUGGACGGGACCUGCACCUGUGCACCUGGAUGGCGUGGGGAGAAAUGUGAACUUAUCUGCCAGGAUGGCACAUAUGGGCUGAAUUGUGCUGAGCGCUGUGACUGCAGCCACGCGGACGGCUGCCAUCCCACCACGGGCCACUGUCGCUGCCUUCCUGGAUGGUCAGGUGUCCACUGUGACAGUGUGUGUGCUGAGGGUCGAUGGGGCCCCAACUGUUCUCUGCCUUGCUACUGUAAAAAUGGGGCCUCCUGUUCCCCUGACGACGGUAUUUGUGAGUGUGCACCCGGAUUCAGAGGCACCACUUGUCAGAGAAUUUGUUCCCCUGGUUUUUACGGGCACCGCUGCAGCCAGACGUGCCCACAGUGUGUGCACAGCAGUGGGCCCUGCCACCACAUCACAGGCCUGUGCGACUGCUUGCCUGGCUUCACAGGGGCUCUCUGCAAUGAAGUGUGUCCCAGUGGCAGAUUUGGGAAAAACUGUGCAGGUAUUUGUACCUGUACCAACAAUGGAACCUGUAACCCCAUCGACAGAUCUUGCCAAUGUUACCCAGGUUGGAUUGGCAGUGACUGCUCCCAACCAUGUCCACCUGCUCACUGGGGUCCGAACUGCAUCCAUACGUGCAACUGCCACAAUGGGGCCUUCUGUAGUGCCUACGAUGGGGAAUGCAAAUGCACUCCUGGCUGGACGGGGCUCUACUGCACUCAGAGAUGCCCUCUGGGAUUUUACGGAAAGGACUGUGCAUUGAUAUGCCAGUGUCAGAACGGAGCUGACUGCGAACACAUCUCUGGGCAGUGCACCUGCCGCACUGGGUUCAUGGGGAAGCACUGUGAGCAGAAAUGCCCUGCAGGCACAUAUGGCUAUGGCUGUCGCCAGAUCUGUGACUGCCUGAACAACUCCACCUGCGACCACAUCACCGGGACCUGCUACUGCAGCCCAGGAUGGAAGGGGGCACGAUGUGAUCAAGUUGGUGUUGUAAUAGUGGGAAAUCUGAACAGCCUAAGCCGAACCAGUACGGCUCUCCCUGCCGAUUCCUACCAGAUCGGGGCCAUUGCGGGCAUCCUCGUUCUCGUGCUGGUCGUUCUCUUCCUCCUGGCAUUGUUCAUGAUUUAUAGACACAAGCAGAAGGGCAAGGAAGCCCACAUGCCAGCAGUAACCUACACCCCUGCAAUGAGGGUCAUCAAUGCGGAUUACACCAUUUCAGAAACUCUUCCUCACAGCAGUGGUGGAAAUGCUAACAGCCAUUAUUUCACCAACCCCAGCUACCACACUCUUACCCAGUGCGCCACGUCCCCUCACGUCAACAACAGGGACAGAAUGACCAUCGUCAAGUCCAAGAAUAACCAGCUAUUUGUAAAUCUUAAAAAUGUGAAUCCUGGGAAAAGAGGCCCUGUGGUGGACUGCACGGGGACACUUCCUGCUGACUGGAAACAUGGGGGCUACCUUAAUGAGCUCGGUGCUUUUGGACUUGACAGAAGUUACAUGGGAAAAUCCUUAAAAGACCUGGUAAAGAAUUCUGAAUAUAAUUCAAGUACCUGCUCCCUAAGCAGUUCUGAAAACCCAUAUGCCACUAUUAAGGACCCGCCUAUACUGAUCCCCAAAGCCUCCGAGUGUGGCUAUGUGGAGAUGAAGUCCCCGGCACGGAGGGACUCCCCAUAUGCAGAGAUCAAUAACUCAACUUCAGCCAACAAGAACGUCUAUGAAGUUGAACCUACAGUGAGUGUUGUCCAAGGGAUAUUCAGCAAUAGUGGGCAUCCCACCCAGGAUCCUUAUGACCUCCCAAAGAACAGUCACAUUCCUUGCCAUUAUGACCUACUGCCUGUCCGGGACAGUUCGUCCACCCCCACACGAGAGGGUGAUGGCAGUGGCAGCGGCGGCAGCGGCAGCAGCAGCAGCGAAUGACACCAAAGGACUGAGUAGUCUCUGGACCCUUUCCCAGAACUGCACCUCAGUUCUUCUCCAUACUCCAGUUUGCCACCACACAUGGAUGUUACGGAUGUGGUAGGCAGUUGUUGGACAUGAGCCAGAUUGCUCAAAGCUAAGGCUGACACUGACUGUAGGUGCUUUCUGUACAGGUGGCUGGAAGGAGAUAUCAGUGUGAUUUCUCAUAGCUGUUAGUUGUAGAGUUACACCUGUGAAGUAUGACUUAUUGUAAGUCCCUGGCAUGAGCCUGGCACAGUUUGCAGGACUCCUUCGGAGACACGGGUUGCAGUGGACCUUGGCAUUAUUUCUUGAACAUGAUAUUUUAAAUAUUUCCUUCUCAUUUUCAUUGUAGAGCUGCACCUAGGCUUGUGCAGUUUACCAGAACGUGGGCUUCGUCAAAGUGGUGUGAAUCAUGAAACCUAUAGAAGAAGGGGGCAUAUUAUGAGUCUUGACUGUCUUAUUUUCUUCAAUGAGACUCAGAAAUGUAGGGAUGAUAUUAACCAGAAGGACAUGUUCUGUCAAAGGCUCUGGCAUAACUGGGUAGACGUUGAUGAAAUUCUAGAUCUGGGUAGCAAAUUUAUAUAUAAAAACUUUAGUUGUGGUUGUCUUUUAGAAACAAAGAAAAAGGAAUUCUUUUAGAAAUAGGUAGCGGCAGUAUUGCAGGAGUCCGUGCACAGUGCAUCCAGAGGGGGUUUUCUUGGUGUUGGGCCUCACACGUUAGAUCGCUGAUAACUAUCCUGAGCAUCUGGCCAUCAUACACACGCACCACUAGUGAUCCACAGCGCACACUGUAGUUCAGUGGCACUGUUCUGAGCACCCUUACCACAUACACAUUCAUUACUAGAGAUCUAUAACAUAUUGAUGCUUAUUUCAUAAACAUAGAAAUGAAAUAAAUUUAUUUUUGACAGUAUGGAUCGAAUAAGUGUAAACUAAUUGGUAAAAGGUGUACAUGUUAAGUGUAAGAAGAUGCUUACAUUUCGUAAACCAUGAGUAAUACACCCUGUAAUAUAGAAUUAGGAGAAGUUUUAAGUUUUCCCCUGAGGUGACUGAAAUAUUUUUGUGCAUAUUUGAGAAAAGGACACUUUUCUUCUAUUAAUUGUUGAAUUAGAUAAAGUAUGCUUAAGCUGGUCUUUUGCAUUGCUAAUAUGACAUGUACCCUGUUUUACAUUAAUUUGUAUUUCCAUUUUCGAGUUGUAUAUUCUAUGUUUUGUAGUGUUUGGGUUGUUAAUGAAAAACACUCUUAUAUGUUCA